AUGUGUGAUGAAAUAGACGACAGUUUUUACAGCCGCCAACGCUAUGUGGUUGGCGAUCAGGCCAUGCUAAGUUUAUCAACUGCCAGGGUCUAUAUUUGCGGCCUCGGUGGUGUUGGUGUCGAAAUUGCCAAAAAUCUGGCACUUGCUGGUAUCAAAGAUCUCAUUAUUGACGAUCCCAGUAAAUUUUUCAGCUUAUUUUCGCCAAAAUUUAGAGCUGAAGCAAGUCUUAACGCCUUGGCAGCUCUCAAUCCGUACGUUAAUGUGACGCUUUCAAGUUAUUCGCUUACAUGUCAGAAACACAGACUUGAUUCCCAACUGAUCGAGGCUUGUUUGCGCGACGUUGACUGCCUAAUUCUUACUGAUUGUCACAUUUUUUAUGCGGCCUUCCUUAACAAGGUGUGCCGCGAAAAUUCUAUCCGGUUUAUAUACACAAAUACAAUGGGCGUUCUUGGUAACAUCUUCUGCGAUUUUGGAACAUCAUUUACUGUUUUAUCGCCGGAUGAAGAGCCUCCAUUAGAGUUUUUCAUUGAGAGUAUCGAAAAUGCUGAAAGGCCGAAGCUGGUAAUCAAGGGGCAAAUUUCGCAUAAGUUACCCGACUUUUGUUCUAUCGUUUUCCGUGAAGUCAGAGGCAUGACUGAAUUAAAUGGCCGAACGGUUAAAGUGAAAGUUAUAUCACCCCUUGUCAUUGAACUGGAUAUUGACACCAGAAACUUCGGAAAGUUUACUGGCAGCGGCAUAGCAACUGAAGUUAAACCGACGCUGGUCGUCUCACACAUUCCUCUUGCCAAGCAGAUUGAAAAGCCGAGCCUUUCUUCUACCGACCUUGUUGAUCCUGCCUCCAGCUCUCAUGCUCACGUGGCCUUCAUAACGCUCAUGAUAUUUAUGUAUGAGAAACACCGACUCCCAAGAACGUGGUGUAAAAAGGACAUCCUCUUAUUUACCAAGUUGGCCGAACGGUUCUGCUUUUCUGAUUUGAAAGUUGACACCCAACUGCUUGAGAAGAUCGCCUCCACGUGUCGUGGUCAGCUGGCUCCUCUCUGUUCCUUCUUCGGUGGUGUGGCCGCUCAGGAGGCCAUCAAGGCGGUGACUCACCAGUUCACACCCCUCAAUCAAUGGAUGUAUCUUGUUGCUGACGCUGUAGUACCUGAGACGCUUCCGCAGGCCCACACACUUCGUCGAAGUUCGCGUUACGAUCCAAUAGUUGCGUGCAUCGGGCCAGAGAAUAUGGAGAAGCUCGUGAAGGCCAGAGCCUUUGUAGUCGGUUGUGGUGCCAUUGGUUGCGAACUGCUGAAAAUAGUCGCGCUUUUGGGCCUGUCAACCGGCGUGGUGAAUUCGCAAAUAAAUAACUCGGAUUCCUUCAAUCCGGACGAGGAAACCUCUGAAGCCACCGCUUCGUUUGCCUCAUCCGAUCUCGAACCACCGCCUCUCGUAAUUCGUAGUUUGCGUCAGUUGGCCGAAGAGUUGAGCUUUCGUGACGUCGGCGUCAUCCGGGUGCAUCGGGCCGAGGUCUCCGCUCUCCGUCGCCACGAGCCCGGCUUCGGCGACACCUCCGCGCUCGAUCGGCCCGUGGGCGAGCUGCGGACGGCCACGAGUGACUCGGACUCGCAGAUUGUGCGUCUAAGGCCCGUCCCUGCCGCGCAGCCACGAGAGGCCACCAACACAACCGGACCUCGGGGCGAACCGGCUGCGGAUUUGGGUGACACCUCCCUCGUGAAUCCCCUGCCUCUCCUUAGUAAUGGUUCAGUGACCAAUUCUGCCUCAAGCGACCAUCGCUUUGAUGAGAGGAAUAAGUUGGCGCCUUCCUUUGAGGCAGAUCCGAAUUACCACUUUUUCCUCUUUUCAGGUCUGCGGCUGCCAAUGAUAACUCGGGCAAGUUUAUUCAUAAGUUCGCACAGUGACUACGACGCGGAUUUGGAGUCACUGGCUCAGCAACCCCGCUCGUAUUCGGUGCAAAUUGCUGACUCAUGCGCCGGCCUAAUCUCGAAUGCGAAUGCGAGCAACUCCGGGGAGCCCUGUGUCACUGUUACAGAUAUGGAUUAUAUAGAGAAGUCCAACCUCAAUCGGCAAUUUCUCUUCAGACCUGAGCACGUUGGUCUUGCAAAAAGCACGGUCGCUGCUCAAUCAGUGCGGCAGAUUAACCCCGCCCUCAAAGUCAACGCUCUUGUAUCAAAGCUUGGCCCCGAAACUGAGCAAACUGUGUUCACCGACGCCUUCCUUCAAGCGGCAGCUUCCGGAGACGACAAAGCAAACUUGCCGAUUGUCCUGGCCGCACUCGACAACAUUGAGGCGAGAAAUUACUUGGAUGCUCGAUGCGUCGCCAAUCGGCUCGCGAUGUUUGAGUCGGGCACGCAGGGCACGAAGGGCCACACCCAGGUGGUCUUCCCCGGUCUGACCGAGUCGUACUCCAGUCAGGGAAACUCUUCGUCAGGCGGAGCAGAUGGCGAUGGGGACGCGAUCCCCUACUGUACUCUCAAGUCAUUCCCUGCGAAACCCGUCGACUGCAUUGAAUGGGCAAGAGAAAAGUUCUUCACACAAUUCACCCUGAAACCACGUGUCUUGGAACAGCUUCUGAAGGCUUUUAGCUGCUCUCCUUCUCAGUUGCUUACCGCAUUCAAAUCCGUGAUUGUAGAGGGUUCUGAGGAGGAGGCUGCCUUCGAAAACCCCAACCAAAGAAAUCUCAUCCACCAAUUAACAGGCUCCCAAGUCGCCUUUUUUAACAGCAGGCCGCGUACAUGGCAGGACUGCAUUCGCGUGGGACGGGAGAAGUUUGAAAAGUACUUUAAGCACAAGGCCUUACAUUUGCUUUACAAGUUUCCUCCUGAUGCAACUGUCGAGGACGGAAAGCCCUUCUGGCAGUUGCCACGCCGUUCUCCAACACCGAUUCAGUUUGAUGCGUCAAACCAGCUGCAUACCCGGUUUGUGUGGACAUUUGCUCGCCUCCUUGCCUACCAGUCGGACAUUGAAUUUCCUGCGCUAGAAUCGAAUACGCCUCCGUCGUCCCUGAUUGCCGAAGCACUUGCUGAUUUCACCCCAGCGCCGUUUACUCCAUCACAGAAGGAGGUCGUCACUGACACCUCUGUGAAGGCUAAACCGGCUCCUGUGGAGCCGCUUUCGGACUCGAAAGCAGAACUUCAAACCCUUCUCAAGGUUGCCAUCGAGCGGCUUCAGAGUCGUGCCGAUCGUUUGAUAACAUGCCGCCCAAUUGAGUUCGACAAGGACAACGAAGCCGAUGGACACGUCGACUUUAUGGAUGCCGCCGCCAAUCUCCGGGCCCAGAUGUAUGGUCUUCCAAUUACGAGUCGAUACGAAGUUAAACGAAUCGCUGGCCGCAUCAUUCCUGCAAUAGCUACCACCACGGCAGCCGUGGCAGGUCUAAUCAGCCUAGAAUUGCUCAAGUAUGUCUGCUGCCGCAGCUCCGAGAGUCUCCUUGCUUUGUCGCGGAACCAUUUCGUAAAUCUUUCUCUUCCGUCGACAAUGUCCGUCCUUCCGGCACCUUGCCGUUCGACGAAGCUUCCAAAUGGCAUGCUUUACACAAUAUGGGACCGUUGGGAACUGCAAUUACCAUCGCUGCAGACCAGUCUGAAAGAUACCAUUGACGCUAUCAAGGCCAAAUACGGUUUGGAAGCAUCCCUCAUCUCCCGAAAAUCUCGGCCUAUCUACAUGUCAGGCUUCCCGAAGUUUGCGCCAUGUCUCAAAAAACCAGUGCUCUCGCUUAUUGAGCCUGAACCGGGGGACGCAUACGUCGACCUAGUGAUCGCCUAUGAGGCUGGAAGUGAGGACGCCUUGGAUGUCGAGGGACCGCCUUUUCGUUUGAUACUUCCAAUACCACCUUCUUCCGACUGA
Messenger RNA from Mesocestoides corti, 3843 nucleotides. The record is from the annotation of a GenBank genome assembly. NCBI's taxonomy places the organism in Eukaryota, Metazoa, Platyhelminthes, Cestoda, Cyclophyllidea, Mesocestoididae.